GCUGCAGUACGCGUGUAUACUGUUUCCGCGCAGCAACUCGUAGUGUGCACCGUUUUUCAUCGUUCCGUGCUGAGGCCGACGACUAUAAUAAACAUAUUAUUAAUAUUAUUAUUAUUCGUCUCGCACCCCUCACCCCAUGACAAAUUGUUUCUGUUGAUCACUUUUACACAUACGGGUAAAAUCGCUACCGCCUGUCGGUCGGUCGGGCAAAAUAAGAACAACAUAUUAUAUCGAAAAUCAGCCGGACGACCGCAGCACUGCAGCAGUGAGACGAUGUGUAUAUUCGUGAACCGCGGUUUCACGACACGCGUUCGUCUGCAGUAAUACCUCCUAAUAAUAUUAUACCUCGGUAUACGCACCGGUUCGCUUCUUGUCGGUAUACCCCCGUACAAUAAUACCACCCCAUCGACAAUAAUAAUAUUAUUGUUAUUGUAACGGCGUCGCGAUCUCUCGGUCCGCGUCGACGUCCGUCGCGCGCUCAUACUAUAUUACAGUAGUCAGUAGCUCGUCGUGAUAAUAAUAAUAAUAAUAGUAAUAGUAUAAUAACAGACGGUCAGCGCGGGUCUCCCGACGGAUUUCGCGUGGAUUACACGGCCGUCACUGCGACUCGAGCAGUAGCAGCAGCAAGUCUCAUGCCGCGUCAGUCGGCCGCACUUAACUCAUUCGACAUGCGCUCAUCGACGGACGUAUUCCAUUCACCCACGACAAUGGAAAAAUGUGUAUGGAACGUAAAGAACAGGCCUUUGGUAUUUCUAUUGAUUUUACUAUUGGUCGUCUCAGUAAUAGGAGCAUUGAUUUACUUCACCACAGACAUAUUCAAUAAGCCUCAAGCAAUACAAUACGAACCAUUAAAGUUUCAACAACUUCUUAGCGGCAGCUACGAACCUAAUCUUUUCAACGGGACAUGGGUUCAAGGUGACGAAAUAUUGAUGAAAGAUGACAAAGGAGAUAUUGUACUGUUUAAUGUGAAGAAUUUAAACACGACAGUUAUAGCAAACGCUUCCACAAAAAAUGUCAAAAACAGUUUUCAAUACGAUCUUUCUGCCGACAAGCAAUUCUUGCUUUUAGCUUAUCACUACAAAAAAGUAUUCAGGCAUUCGUUUACUGCUUUUUAUGAUAUAAUUAACGUUAAAACAGGGGAACAAUUCACGUUACAAAACCAGAACUCUGCUAACGCCUGGGAUUUACAAUUAGCCAAGUGGUCACCCGUUGGUCACAGUUUAGCGAUCGUGGAUCAUAACAACGUAUAUUACAUACAAGACAUUAAUAAUCUGACGAGUACCGUACAGUUGACAUUAACGGGCGGCUCAGAAUUGUAUAAUGGCAUUCCUGACUGGGUAUACGAGGAGGAGAUAUUUAGUUCGAACAGUGCAAUGUGGUUUUCGAAGCAGGGGACCCGGGUGGCGUACGCCGCGUUCAACGACUCGUUGGUGCCCACGAUGCAAAUACCCGUGUACGGUGUUCCGGGAAAUUUGGCUUACCAGUACCCGAAUACUGUCAGUAUUCAUUACCCAAAGGUCGGCGUGCCCAACCCCACGGUUGAAUUGUUCGUGCAACGUCUGGACGUGAUUGGCGAAAAACCAGAACCCAUACCCAUCGAGCCACCAAAAGAACUAAUUUCAGUCACUAAAGAUAUUAUAUUAAAUACGGUCAUAUGGUCAGAUGAUACAAACCUAUUUGCAAUGUGGAUGAACCGAGUACAAAAUAAAUCAUACUUAGUUCAUUAUUCCGUGGUCAAUUCUGCAGAAAGUAUUAACAUAGUAGCAUUCAGUCAAUCAGGGGGAUGGUUGGAUUUCACACAAAUACCAUUGAUCGGCAACGAAAAUCGCCUGGCUAUAUUAUAUCCUGUGAAACAAUCGGACGGAAACAAUUUCAAGCACAUAGUCGUAGUGGAACCCGAUGGAAAAUUGAAUCCAAUAACGAAUGGAAAAUUCGAAAUCCUCGAACUUCUAAAAUGGGACAUACAGUCAAACUACAUUUACUAUUUGGCUAAUACAGAAGAAAAUCCCGAAGAACAGUACCUGUACCGGGUGUUAGUUAAAGAACAAAGUUCACCAGAAUGUAUGUCGUGCACGACGAAAUGUAAAUAUAAUAAAGCGGAGAUGAGCGUGGAAAACGAAUAUUAUACUCUAAUAUGCUCUGGUCCAAACGUGCCAGAAGUCAAAAUAUUUAAAACGACUGGUGAAAAAGUGUUGGAUUGGGAAACGAACGAAAACCUCAAGGACUUAAUAUCUACCAUUACUCUUCCCCGAGUAUCGUUCAUCAACGUGCCAAUCGGUAAUGACUUCAAUGCUCGCGUUCGACUUAUACUACCACCAGCCGUCGACGAAAGUGCGGAUAUCAAAUAUCCACUGUUGGUCAACACUUAUGCCGGUCCCGGAUCGAAUUUGGCACUCAACAAGUUUUCAUUGGAAUGGAACAUGUAUUUUAGUUCGAGUAAAAAUGUGAUCGUCGCUCAAAUCGACGGCCGCGGGUCAGGAAGAAGAGGCGAUAGAAAUAUGUUCUCUAACUAUCGGAAAUUGGGUACCCAUGAAAUCGAAGACCAAAUAUUCGUUGCGAGUUAUCUCCAGGAUCGAUUUUCCUUUAUUGACAAAUCGAAAACGGCAAUUUGGGGUUGGAGUUAUGGCGGUUACUCCGCUGCCAUGGCUUUAACUAAAGACAACAAAAAUGUGUUCAAAUGUGGAUUGUCCGUCGCUCCUGUUACUGACUGGAUAUACUAUGACUCAAUAUACACGGAACGCUACAUGGGCUUGCUUACAGAUGAUAUAGCAGGUUACAAAAACGCCAGUCUAUUGAAAAACGCUGAAAAACUUCGUGACAAAAAGUAUAUGGUUAUACAUGGCACGUACGACGAUAACGUUCAUUACCAACAAUCUAUGAUGCUUUCCUAUGAACUGGAACGAAGAGUAAUACUUUUCAGACAACAAACUUAUCCAGACGAAUCGCAUGGUUUAUCAAGCGUUCGCAAUCACGUGUAUCAAACAAUUGGUUCAUUUUUGUUGGAUUGUUUCCACGACAGGUUGUGAUCUCAAUAACUAUGAUUAUUAACAGACAUUGUAUUAUUUUUAAACAUUUAUUAUUGUUUUAUUUGAAUUAUCAUAAUAUUUGUCAUGUAUCAGAUUCUACGAAUCAUCAUUCAAUUGAUUUUUCAAUUCAUUUUUUGUUUAUUUUUAUUUAUUUAUUUUUUUUUUGAAUACACCUCAAACCCAAAAUGUUGUUUGUCAUUAAAAAAAUAUAUACCUACUUAAUACGUUUAAGAUGUUUUCAUAAGUUUAUUUAAUAAUUGUUUUCAUUAUCGAUAGUGUUCUACGCGUUAAUUUUUAUGUGCCAUUUAUAAAAAUCAACUACUUAAAUAUACAUUAUUGCUUUAA
Messenger RNA from Rhopalosiphum padi (bird cherry-oat aphid), 3371 nucleotides. It is a transcript of the gene ome, whose product is annotated as venom dipeptidyl peptidase 4. Bases 633 to 3026 code for a protein of 797 amino acids. The transcript is spliced from 16 exons. Gene Ontology annotation, molecular function: serine-type peptidase activity; dipeptidyl-peptidase activity. Gene Ontology annotation, biological process: proteolysis. The record is from RefSeq and is a predicted model, not a curated record. Lineage: Eukaryota; Metazoa; Arthropoda; Insecta; Hemiptera; Aphididae.